Molecule: messenger RNA, 2256 nt
Organism: Epinephelus lanceolatus (giant grouper)
Lineage: Eukaryota; Metazoa; Chordata; Actinopteri; Perciformes; Serranidae
Gene: ugdh
Product: UDP-glucose 6-dehydrogenase
Biological process (GO): glycosaminoglycan biosynthetic process
Cellular component (GO): nucleus
Molecular function (GO): NAD binding; UDP-glucose 6-dehydrogenase activity
Source: RefSeq, a predicted model, not a curated record
UGCCUGGUGUCAUGGAGAUCGAGGUGGUACCCUGGCAGACAGAAGUACCUCAGUUUAGGUGGAGGUAGUGAUACGGAUAAAGUUGAGAGAGAAGCCUUAGUGGUGUGAGUUUGUUCGUCGAGUACCGGUUUAAGUGUUUGUUAGACGCAUUUAUUUUUUGUAACAGUUUACCGGCCCCGGAAGCGACGGCUGUUUGGACACAUUAAAGAGAGGAGCUAACAUAAUCUGCGCAUUCCUGAAGUUGACUGACUGUCGAGUUGGCAGAGAUGUUUCAGAUUAAGAGGAUCUGUUGCAUUGGUGCUGGGUAUGUAGGAGGCCCAACAUGUAGUGUGAUCGCCCACAUGUGUCCAGAGAUCACAGUGACCGUUGUCGAUGUCAACGAGUCCCGCAUCAAAGCCUGGAACUCGGACACUCUGCCCAUAUAUGAGCCGGGUCUGAAAGAGGUGGUUGAAUCAUGCAGAGGGAGAAAUUUGUUUUUCUCCACAGACAUAGACUCAGCCAUCAGGGACGCAGACCUCGUCUUUAUUUCUGUGAACACGCCAACCAAGACCUAUGGGAUGGGGAAGGGUCGUGCGGCUGACCUCAAGUUCAUUGAGGCGUGUGCUCGGCGGAUUGUGGAGGUGUCUGAUGGCUACAAGAUUGUCACAGAGAAGAGCACAGUCCCAGUUCGAGCUGCUGAGAGCAUUAGACGGAUAUUUGAUGCCAACACCAAACCCAGUCUCAACCUACAAGUGCUGUCCAACCCAGAAUUCCUUGCAGAAGGAACGGCAGUGCGGGAUCUGAAGGAGCCAGACCGUGUCCUGAUUGGUGGAGACGAAACAGCAGAAGGUCAAAGGGCAAUCAGAGCACUCUGUGCUGUCUAUGAACACUGGGUCCCCAAAGCACGAAUCAUCACCACCAACACAUGGUCGUCUGAGCUGUCGAAACUGGCAGCCAAUGCAUUCCUGGCACAGCGAAUCAGCAGCAUCAACAGUAUCAGCGCUCUGUGCGAGGCCACCGGGGCUGACGUGGAGGAGGUUGCCAAGGCGAUUGGUAUGGACCAGAGGAUAGGCAGCAAAUUUCUCAAAGCCAGCGUAGGUUUUGGUGGAAGCUGUUUCCAGAAGGACGUGCUGAAUUUGGUGUACUUGUGUGAGGCCCUCAACCUUCCUGAAGUAGCUUCCUACUGGCAGCAGGUGAUCGACAUGAAUGAGUACCAAAGGCGGCGGUUUGCCUGCAGGAUUAUUGACUGCCUCUUCAACACUGUUACCGGUAAAAAGAUUGCUCUGCUGGGCUUCUCCUUCAAAAAAGACACAGGUGACACAAGGGAGUCGUCCAGUAUCUACAUCUCUAAGUAUCUGAUGGAUGAGGGAGCCAAGCUGUUCAUCUACGACCCCAAAGUUCUCAAGGAACAAAUCAUUCAUGACCUCUCCCAGCCCAACAUCUCAGAGGACAACCCAGAAAGAGUGUCAGAGCUGGUCACUGUGACCUCGGACCCUUACGAGGCCUGCCAGAGUGCACAUGCAUUGGUCAUCUGCACCGAGUGGGACAUGUUUAAGGAGCUGGACUAUGAGAAGAUUUACAAGAAGAUGCUGAAGCCGGCCUUUAUCUUUGAUGGCCGCAGAGUGCUGGACCACCUCCACCCUCACCUCCAGAACAUCGGCUUCCAGAUCGAGACCAUCGGUAAGAAAGUGACAGCAACACGAAUCCCCUACACCCCGGCAGCGGUUUGUCCUCGCAUCACUGCCAGUGAACCUCCUACCAAGAAAGCCAAAGUCUAAAACUUACUCCACCUCCACACAUGCAACACAUUCCUCUCACAACCGUUGUAUUUCUGGUGAAAAUUUUCACUCAGGUCCAACGCCCUCUUUUGUCGAUACGUGCCUAAUGAUCAAAAAGGCCAAAACAGCAUGACUAACUGCUCCCCUGUGUUACGUCUGAAAUGGAGAGGUAGAGCCUUCUGUCCAAAUUUGUGUGAAUGUGAUCCAUGAAUGCGUUAGAGUCAGUUCAUUUCAGACAUUUCAUGUCAAAUAGCAUUAAUCAAUCAAACAUUUCAGAUGCACCGUCUAUUUCAAAUGAACACGAUUAGUGUUAGUCUACUUUUUUACAGUAUAUACUGUAUAAUCAAGUAUUGUUGCUAAAUUGCAAGAACAAUUUUAUACUAUUUUUUAAAAAUAUUUUUAUAAAACUAUCUUACUGUAUGUUAAUCAGUAAUGUCCUCUGUAUCAGUGACUGUUUACUAAAAACAGCAAUGCAAUAAAAUGUGAUGUGUGUCCUUAA